AUGAAUCGUAGUUUUUCUCUUACCGACGACCUACGAACCAUCCUGAAUAACCCAUCCUACGGUGACUUUGUCAUCAAAUGCUCAGAUUCGGACGAAGAAGGAGGUGAAGUUUUACAUUGCACCCGUGCAAUCUUGGCAGCACGCAGCGAAUUUUUUGACAGUCUAUUUCAAGUUGGGAUGCUGGAGGAAAUUAAUUCGGAAAUCAGUUUUCCGGAAAUAGCAACCACAACGAUGAAACUUGUGCUCGAGUUUAUCUACGCGGGAGAUUUCAAGGACAAUAGAUUAUUAAUGGAAAAUCUGGUCGAUGUGUUUCAUGCGGCAAAUUACCUCCAAUUACCAGCUCUCGAGUUGAUCACAUCUUCGAUAGUGGAAAAUUUAAACCCGGAGGAAGACUUCGGAUUAUUAAUCGAUAUUUUUGAAGCUGUUACAUCGAAAUUUAGUCACCUAGAUGAAAAUGAUAUUUCGAUUUACAGGAUUAUUUGUGAUAAAAUCGCGGAAAUUCCGUUUGAAUGGAUUCCUUAUGAUAAAAUGACAGAUAAAAUGCUCAAUGUAAUUUUAUUGAAGCUUCAAAACAAGCAGAAAAAUUAUUUAAAUUCAGAAUACAGCAUUCUCCGAUAUAUAAUAUUGUGGGGUGCCAAAAAAAUCUCGGCUCGUAUAUUUACAAGUUAUGAAAAAUUCCUACCAAGUCAUGAAGCGGUUGAAAAAAAUAAGAAUAAGCCUCAUGAACUUAAAAUUGAUCCUGAUAUACCGAGACGUUUGUCGGAGCAAAUCGAUCAAUUUCUUCCACUCGUUGAUUUAGAAUUAAUUCCACACGAAAGCUUGAAUUCAUUUAUCCAACCGUUAAAUCUAAUUUCACAAAAGCAGUUAACUGAAGCGUAUCAAUUUCACCUUAUCUCUGACCUUCAGAACACGGAUAAUUUUGAAUGGGACAAAAAGACAAGUGGUAGGAAUCUAAUUUUCUACCACAGACAAACGAUUGUGAAGGCUCCAAUAAAUCUUUUGGAGUGCGAAAUAGCACGCUCUUCGAAAAUCUUUUUUGAUGAUAGAACUUAUUUUUGGACAAUUUGGAUAUUAAGAGUAGGCGAAUACACAUCGAUUGGAAUUGGUCAGUUUGGUGAAGACUCGAAUGAAUGGUUGAUGGAUAUGGAUGGUUACUACCUGGAAGAAGAUGCAAUAAAACAGUCUGAAGUAAGUUUUAAGAAUGGUGAUCGCGUUGAGGUACGGUUAAACAUGAAGGAUCAUACCUGUGGCUUCUCUAUCAACGGUGGAGAUGUGAAAAUAGUUUUUCACAGGUUGCCAGAAGUAUUAUAUCCGGCUUUACCUCCCGCGAUGCCAGAGACAUCAUCAAGUGUCACACCUGCGCCGUUAAUAUUGGCGGUUGAGUGGGAGAUAAAAUCAAAUAAAUCCUCAUAUAACUAUUUUUCAUAA
This is a messenger RNA of Ambispora gerdemannii, 1428 nucleotides long. The record is from the annotation of a GenBank genome assembly. Lineage: Eukaryota; Fungi; Glomeromycota; Glomeromycetes; Archaeosporales; Ambisporaceae.